Molecule: messenger RNA, 2685 nt
Organism: Sarcophilus harrisii (Tasmanian devil)
Lineage: Eukaryota; Metazoa; Chordata; Mammalia; Dasyuromorphia; Dasyuridae
Gene: CRLF3
Product: cytokine receptor like factor 3
Exons: 8
Coding region: 82-1416 (444 amino acids)
Molecular function (GO): protein binding
Source: RefSeq, a predicted model, not a curated record
GAGGGAGGAGGUCUGACACUUCCGCCUCCGAAGAGGCUGGGCCGGAGCCGGGCUAGGGGCCGGAGCGGCGGCGGCGGCUGGAUGAGAGGGAGGAUGGAGCCCGAGCCGGAUCUGGAGCUGCUGCUUCAGGAGGCCCGGGAGAGCAUCGAGGCGGCGCAGAGCUACCGGCGCGAGCUGGGCCAGCGGCUGCAGGGGCUGCAGGCGGCGCAGAGGCAGAUCAAAGAGAGUGCAUCACAAACGAGAGAUGUUCUCAGGCAACAUUUUAAUGAUCUAAAGGGAACCCUCAGGAAGCUCUUGGAUGAACGAUUAGUGUCCUUGUUGCAAGAAGUGGACAUCAUUGAGCAGGAGACUAUCAAGCCAUUAGAUGAUUGCCAGAAACUUAUUGAACAUGGAGUCAACACGGCUGAAGAUUUGGUCCGAGAAGGUGAGAUUGCCAUACUUGGUGGUGUGGGAGAAAAGAAUGAAAAACUAUGGAGCUUUACCAAAAAGGCUUCUCACAUUCAAUUGGAUAGCUUGCCAGAAGUGCCUCUGCUGGUUGAUGUGCCUUGUUUAUCUGCUCAGUUGGAUGACUCAAUUCUCACCAUAGUCAAAGAUCAGAUUUUCAAUCAUGGCACAGUUGCAUCUCGGCCACCAGUACAGAUAGAAGAGCUCAUAGAAAAGCCUGGAGGUAUCAUAGUACGAUGGUGUAAGGUUGAUGAUGACUUUACAGCACAAGAUUACAGACUCCAGUUUCGUAAGAGUACAUCAAAUCAUUUUGAAGAUGUGUACGUUGGUUCUGAAACUGAGUUUAUAGUAUUACACAUAGAUCCCAAUGUUGAUUAUCAGUUCAGAGUAUGUGCUAGAGGGGAUGGUCGGCAGGAAUGGAGUCCCUGGAGUGUUCCACAGAUGGGCCAUUCUACAUUGGUGCCUCACGAGUGGACAGCUGGCUUUGAGGGAUAUAGCCUGAGCAGUCGAAGAAAUAUAGCACUAAGGAAUGAUUCCCAGGCAACAGGUGUUCUCUACUCCAGUGCUCCAACCUAUUUCUGUGGGCAGACAUUAACAUUCAGAGUCGAAACUGUGGGCCAGCCAGAUAGACGAGAUAGUAUUGGAGUUUGUGUAGAAAAGCAGAAUGGCUAUGACUCUCUGCAGCGUGAUCAAGCAGUGUGUAUUGGUACAAAUGGUGCCGUUUUUGUAAACGGGAAGGAGAUGACAAAUCAGUUGCCAGCAGUUACUUCUGGAUCCACUGUUACGUUUGACAUGGAAGCAGUGACGCUGGUUACCACUAAUAAUAACGAUACUGGGAACUUCAAGCUGAGAGUAACGAUUAGCUCUAAUAAUAGGGAAGUGGUUUUUGACUGGUUACUUGAUCAAUCCUAUGUUUCUCUUUACUUUGGAUGUUCAUUUUUUUACCCUGGUUGGAAAGUGUUAGUGUUUUAGCCUUUUGAUUAAUUAGUAUCAGGUUGAAGGUUUUGAGCAGAGAUAUCCUCAGCCAAGUUUAACCAAGUGACAAAGCCAGACUCAUCUCUCAAAUAGAAAUUGAAUGUGAUUCUAACGGGAUUCAUUUAAAAACAUAUGUAUUUCUUUGGACAAAAGCAUAAUGCAACCAAGUUUAUUUCCAAGUAUAUGGUAAGCAAAUACCACAUUAUGAUAAAUUUUAAAUGGAUUUCUCUGAUGUAAGGGUGAGUGGGAAGGGAGUGUCUUACACAGCCUGAAACCUUUCACUGCUUAUUAACUUUGGUUAUUAUAUUGGAAGAACUACAUUUACAUGCCCAUACAAUUAAAUCUGCAUAUUUUAAAACCAGAGUUUUGGAAAAGCUUUCAGGCAUGAUGCAGUUGUAUGUAGUAUAUUAACAGCAAUAGAUGGAAUUUGUUAGGGUUCAUAUGAAUUGCAAAUGUAGCACAUUCCACUUCUUUACAAUGUUUACCUUCUCUUGCUUUAUAGAUUUUAAUUUGUGACUGAAAAAAAGAUCCAGCUAGAAAUCAAGGUCCUGUUUUCUGUCUUUCAUUAGAUUAGCCAUUCUUCACCAGUGUGCCUUGUACAAAAUCAGGGAUUUUAAGAACAGUAUUGAAUUGUUGCAUUCAGUAAUAAUACUUAAGCCUUCAAAGCAUUUGACUUUCUGUAUUUGUUUUUUGUGCCUAAAGCAAAAACCUAAUCUAACCAAAGUAUAUAUAUAUAUAUUUUUUUUUUGCACAAACUUUGUAGUGAAGUUUGACAUUCUAGAAGAUGUUCACAGGGUAAAACUACUUACAGUAGUAGUACAUACAGUGUUAGCCAUAUUACAUAUAUUGGUGUGCAUGUGUAUAUGGCACAUGAUCUCUGGUAGUUUAUCAGCUUGUUUGUCUUUUAAGAACCGACCAAACAUAAAAUAAUACUUGAUUUUUUUGAGAUAACUUUACAUUUGUGUAAAAUAUUUAUUUUAAGACCCUACUAUGUUAAAAUAAUGGUCUUAACUAGCUAUACCAACUUACAAAAAAGUUUAAUGUGAAUUUUUUUAUCGGUAGGAACAUGUUUGAAAAAACAAGUUUGAUAUUUUUGUAAAAUAAUUUAUUUGGGGAUUCAGGUCCCUGCUCGACAAUCAUGAUGUUGUCCCUUUGAUUUUUUUAUAUAUUAGCAGUCUUUCAUUUUGUGAUAGUUAAAAGGAUGCGGCAGAUGUAAAUGCCUUAUCUAUUAGUGCUGAACCUGAAUAAAAUAAAGUACAAAACACA